Molecule: messenger RNA, 2424 nt
Organism: Symbiodinium sp. CCMP2592
Lineage: Eukaryota; Dinophyceae; Suessiales; Symbiodiniaceae
Source: the annotation of a GenBank genome assembly
AUGGAGCGGGAAGGCGAGAACGAGACUUCCGCAGCCUCCCAGAAGGAGCACAAGGCUGAGGCCCAGAAAGGGCAGCAGGACCGCUCAGAGGCAGAGGCGGAGCAGGCGGUGCUGCAUCUGGCGCCCCACAAGGGGACCUGCGACGCACUGUACUUCUCAGCUGAUAGGAGUCGACUUCUCACCGCGGGAGCUGAUGGCCGACUGGCUUGUCUCGAGACGCAAAAGAAAGAGACCUCCAUGAGCAGGAGUUGGGCGCAGAAGAUCACACACAGCCUGAGGGUGACUGCAGCUGCUGUUUCCAGCGAUGCACGAAUGUUGGCAGUCGCAGAAGAGACGGCGUCUGGAUUUCAGGCAUGGGUCCAUCUGCUAGACUCGAAGGGCCGCAUCGUUCAAGGCCAGAAACCGCGAAUUGCGGGCAGAUUUACUUUGGACAUCCGUCACUUGUCGUGGCACCCCAGCUUGCCGUACCUUUGCAUUGCGACCGACGACGGCAAGGUUGACAUCUGGCAUGAGAGCAAAGGCCGCAAGCAACUCCUCAAGGGAGGAGGACCCGUCGCUUCGGGCGGUGUCCGCUGUGCCUGCUUGGACGACAAGGCCGAGAAGAUCGCCGCGGCAUUCGCUUCAGGAGACCUGGCUGUGGUGGACGUGGAGACCUCCAAAGAGCAGUUUCGUUCCAAGCUUUGGCCCAAGAGUGUGGGCGGCUCUGAGCGGCUUUCCAUGUCAUGGGCUCCCAACGGCGGCUACCUUGCACUGCCGGGAGAGCAGUCUGUCCGGCUCAUGUCGAGAGACUGCAAGGAGACGGUGCAGCUGGAAGGUGGCCACCGCUUCUCUACGACAAUCGCGUCUUGGUCUCCAUCGGGGCAUGUACUAGUGAGUGCAUCUGCAGAGGCGGUGGCAGUGUGGGCACAUCAACGCCUGCAUCGAAUCAUCCGCUUCGCCGUGGAGCCAUCCAGCAUUGCGUGGGGCGGCUGCGACUUCAUCGCGGUGGGAACGCAGGCGGGUCACUUCGCCCAGCUGCAGGUGCUGGUUGAGGCUCCGGCAGACAAAGACCAAACAGAGGUCCAGGUGCCGGUGGAUGCCCAGGCUGACGCCGGGGACUCUCAAGUUUCCCAAGAUGUGCCGAGCGCCCCGAGCCUCCCCGGCGCGGGGGACACAAACGAGCAGGGAGAGGCACAGCAGGGCCAGCAGGGAGUAGAAAAGGCGCCGGAAGCCAAGGAAGCUCCGAAGCAGCAGAGGUUUCAGCCCGGGGCCACGCUCAAGGGGCGUCGGCGCUUCCUUGCUUGGAACGGUUGCGGCGCACUGAAGCUGAUGCUCCCAUCAUCGCGGCCGGGCAUACGACCCCAAGGGGCCCAAGUAGAGGUGGACUACCACAGCUGGAGAGACCCGACAAGUGUUCGCAGCUUCAAGAUCGAGGAAAACGUGGAAUUGGGCGCGAUCGGUCCAAAUCUGUUCGCGCUCGGGAGCAAUGCGUGCGGCAACUCUACAAUCGUAGUUCAUGUGGCCAGUCCGUGGCAGCAGGCCUCCUUCCGGUGCACACUGGCACUCGACGAGCGUGCAGAAGCGUUGGCGAUCAGCAGUAGUUUCGUAGCAAUCGUCGUAUCUCCACAGCGCUACUUGCGAAUCUUCACGCCGAGCUUCGUUCCGAUUGGGGUUCUUUCCUUGGCUGGUGACAUCGUCUCGAUGGUAGCUCACGGGGAUUUGCUGCUCGUCGUUUUUCAACCAAAGCCGAAACGCGAGCCCAAUCUUCGCUUCAUGCUCCUGAAUGUUGACAGAAAGGAGAAGAUGGAGGCUGGGCAGUUGCCGCUCUCAGCACGUUCCACGUUGAAGUGGAUUGGCUUCAGCGCCGAGGCGCAAGCCCUGAGCCUGGACUCCAAGGGGGUUCUGCGCAUGCUGUGUCUGCGUGGCGCCGGGGAGAACUUCAUCGGCGGCAGCUGGAUCCCCGUGGCAGAGCUAGAGAAGCUGUGGCCGGUACAAGCCGAAGAGGGGGCCUUGAGCUGCGUGGAGAGUGAGCCGAAGCCGGGUCCGAGCUAUCGCUUCAAGAAGGUUCCUUUCAAGCUUCCUUGCGAUGGUCCCAUGGAGACGUUCUUGCGGCAGAGCUUGAUGGCAAUGCAUCGAGCCCAAGCCACGGCGUGUGGUCUCGUGCCUUCUAUGGCGGUUAAACAGAAGAAGCGAGGCGCUGCAAGCCGGGACUCGACAUCGGCACUGACUCUUCUCCGGAUGUUCCUUCAGUCUAAGGAGGAAGAGCUGGCUAUGGAUGUGGUGGCAGAGUUUCUGUCCCGAGAGAGCUGCAAGGCCUCGGAGCUGCAGGAGGCCUCGGCCGCCGCAUCGACAGCCAACCUUCCAAACCUGGCAGCCCAGCUCUCGCAGCUCGCGCAGCAGGCGCAAGCGAGCGGCCAACCCGCCUUCAAGGUCCGAAAGCUCUGA